CCACACGUAGCACACUCUCUACGCGUCAAAGUCGCGUCAAUGCUUUGCCGAGGAGCCAUUGGGAGAGGGAUUCAUUGAGUUAGUGCAACAAGUAUGAGGUGUUCUCUUGGACGGGUCGGCCUGGCGGCGACAGCAGCAGCAGUUGUCGUGUGCGUGCGAGGAGGGGAUGCGGAUCCAGCAGCAGCUGAUGCUGCGACUGUUGCGACCCGCACGCAGGGGUCUGCCUCAGCAGCAGCCUCUCCGGCUGAGUCGUUGUUCGAGAGCGCGAAGGCCGUGCUGGAGUGCCAUGUGUGCAAGACUUCGCAGCUAACCGGUACCGUAGACGACUGCUGCGUGGACUACAGCACGGUGGACACCGCGACGAAAGGCUCGUUCAUGCCCCUCCUCACCAAGCUGCAGAAGAGAAAUUUCUUCAAGUACUUCAAGGUCAACCUGGAGAAGGAGUGCCCCUUCUGGGAGGAGGACGGGCAGUGCAUGAUGAGGGACUGCUCGGUUUGCGAGUGCAGCCCGGAGGAGAUCCCUAAGCCUUGGCUGGAGGAGGACGAGAGGUCAAGCGCGAAGGGAGUGGAGGAUGUGCAGCCGGGAGACGACUGCUCGGAACAGAUCCGCAAGGAGAAAGCCUGCCAGGAGAACUCCGAGGCGGAGAGAGACUUUGGCAAGGUUGACCACAGCCAGAGCUCUCCCGCCGACGACUCGUUCAACCCUUGGUCGGAGGCGGCGGACGCGGCGGUGUGGUCACUGCAAGAUGAGGGCGGGGAGGGGUUCGAGUACGUCAACCUCGACCUCAACCCGGAAAAGUUCACAGGGUACUCUGGGGCGUCAGCGGCACGGGUGUGGGGGUCCAUCUACUGGGAGAACCUCAAGGGGUACCAGGACAACGCUUGCAUGGAGAAGCGCAUCCUCUUCCGCCUCCUGAGCGGCCUCCACUCGUCCAUCAUGACCCAGAUCGCCAACGACUACCGCUUCGACGACGGCACAUGGGGGCCCAACACCAAGAUGUUCGUGAAUGCCGUGGGCAUGCACCCUGACCGGCUGACCAACAUGUACUUCACCUACGUGUUCGUGCUCAGGGCGAUUGGAAAGGCGCGACCGUUCCUCAUGGCGUACGAGUACGACACCGGAAAUGACGAGGACGACAAGCUCACCCGUCAGCUGAUCAACGAGCUAGUGAGCACCGAGCAGGAGAAAGAGGCUGGCAUGGUUAGCGUGGACAACGACAUGCGGCGCGACGACUCUGUUCCGAUGUGCCUCAAGGGCUUCGACGAGAAGGGGCUGUUCGGCGACGCGAGUGGAGACGUCGUGUUCGAGGCUGGCCAGGAGGACGGCUCUAUGGCCCUCAAGCAAGAGUUCAUGCACAAGUUCCACAACAUAUCACGCAUCAUGGACUGCGUCGGCUGCGAGAAGUGCAAGCUGUGGGGCAAGCUGGAGACUCUCGGUCUCGGAACGGCACUGAAGAUCAUGCUCUUCUCGUCUGACGUGGAGGGCAAGCAAGACCUCAAGUCUCUCAGCAGGAACGAGCUGAUCGCCCUGGUGAACACGGCGGCGCAACUGGCCAAGAGCGUCGGAAGCGUCCCGGGGUGGAGAUGGUUGGAGGUGAAGCAAAAGGGUGCGCAGGUGGGGAAAAGAGCGGCGCUCGCCACGAUACUCGCGCUGGCGGCGCUGGGCGGCGGCGCCUACCUGCUCCGCAAGCGUGCCGCCGCUGGUGGCGGCGAGAGCAGCAGCAGCGGGGGCGAGGGGGGAGGGGCAGGGACAGGGACGACGACGCCUUCGAAGGCAAACGGCACCGGCAACGAUUCGGGGAGCGAUUCCGGGAUGCGAAGACGGCAGAAGAAGGCGCCCGUGUCUGGGCAUGAAGAUUGAGUGUUGUUGGUACUAGGCGGUAGCGGUUGUGUGUGUGGGAGCUAAUGGUUGGUCAAGUUGGUGGGGGCGAUGCGGGCGUUAGGCGUUUGAGCUAAUCCUGAAUGUGAGUUGGAGUUUCAGAGUUGGACAUCGUUAAGAGUAUUUUGAUUCUCUUCUGCUGUGACGGGUGUAUGUGUAGCUUGUCUGUUGAGAGGUUCGGCAGGGGAGACCGUUUUUUGUACGGCAGAAACCACGGACAGCUUGACGAAAAGAAAAGGAAAAUGUCGUAAAGAUGCAUCAUCGGCAUUUAUUUAUGCAAGCGUAACAAACAUUCGGUUGUGAACUUGUUGACACUGGUGGUGUGUGUUUCUUGGGAUGCCGACGGUCUUGUCUCGAUCUCGUUUCGUUUUGGCGGGAUGAUAAUCGACAGCAGCGUUGAUCUUAGUAGCACCAGCUGCAAGCAGGGACAACAAAACUUGAUUGAUGGCAAGACGGCUGUUUUUUUUUUUUUUUUUGACGGGAACAGCAGUUGUCACUUUUUUUUUCCGUUACAAUAACCGGAUCUUUUAUUUCAUGAUCAUCACCGGUGUGUCACUUGUAUUGUCUGGUGAUGGGCUGUACUUACUAGUAAUGGGGAGAUGAGAUGGGAGGAGGUCUUUGUUUUCUAAGUACCUCGUAGUAUUUCCUCCUUCGUUUUUUGACAUGCCCUUCCGCCCACCAGCCAGAUGGAAUACAUCGAGACGUUGCUGCACACGGAGAUGGACAUAUAUGUAUGAUG
Molecule: messenger RNA, 2617 nt
Organism: Ectocarpus sp. CCAP 1310/34
Lineage: Eukaryota; Phaeophyceae; Ectocarpales; Ectocarpaceae
Source: the annotation of a GenBank genome assembly